Orcinus orca (killer whale) is the source of this 3833-nucleotide messenger RNA. RefSeq names its product immunoglobulin superfamily member 8 (gene IGSF8). The coding region runs from base 1681 to 3564 and encodes 627 amino acids. Lineage: Eukaryota; Metazoa; Chordata; Mammalia; Artiodactyla; Delphinidae. The transcript has 7 exons. The record is from RefSeq and is a predicted model, not a curated record.
UCUGGCUCCCAGCCCCGCCCGGCAGGUGCCUGCCACCUGGUGACCAGCCCUGCCCUCCUCCCCAGCAUUUCGGAGCCCCUCGCACCCCCUUCUCCGUCAGGGGCUCCCCCAGCCUCCCCGGGCCUGGCGCCCAGCUGCUGUCUGUGGCCGCGCUCCGAGCCAGUCUUGGGGCGGGCGGGGGUGGGGUAGCGGUGAAGGCUCCCCAGUUCUAGGCCCCGGGCUGGGGCACAGUGAGGACCCACCGGAUGUCGCCCCCAGGAACCGCCAGGCCCCACUUCUCAGCCGGCACACUCAGGUCCUGAGGUCGCUGCGCACAAAUGCUGCGACUCCUCUCUGCCUCACUUAGCUUAAGGCCCGGCCUUGGGUGCUCGCCCUGGUGGGCAGUGCCUGUCCAUCUUUAUAAUUGCCCAAGUUGGCUGGAGGCCCAGGGGCCGGUUCUGCCCACAGUCUUUGAAGUACGUCUACCCUAACUGCACCCCCGUACCACCCCCCUUCAUCAUCUGAAGUUGGAGGCAGUUCCAGCUCCAUCCUGGGCUGGGUCUUUCCCCCGCUUUCCCUCUCCCAGAUAGCAGCACUUGGCUCUGCAGCCUCCCUGGUUGUCACACCCCCUUAGUCCCAGCUUCCCUGCCUCAGGAGAAACCAGGCUCCGUGGAGACUGAUGCUGAGAUCUCCAAGCACCCUGUACCUGUUGUGGUGGGUGUUCUGGGCCACCGCCGCAUGGAUGCAUGAGGACCGUGACGGUGGAAAUGUUUUUGGCGUGAAUGGGAGGGCUCCCUGUAGGGAUGGUCUGGGGGGGAGUAUGGUAUCGAGGCAGUGAGACUGCCUGUACAGAUGUUCAGGAGACGGAAACCCUUGAAAUAAGAAUACAGGGUGGUGAGGGGGUGGCUUUGGUGCCAGGAUUUGGAGCUGCCAUAGUUAAGGCAGAGGCUGACGUAGCCCCAGCCGCCUGUUUCUAGACCAGAGCUCCAUCGUGGUGCCAAGGAGCCUCCCUGUGCUGCAUAGGUCCCUGGGCCCUGGGGGACUAGAAUGAGUCCUCUCCUUGGGGCCCUGGGUGGGAGGCAGGAGGAUGUACAGAGGAAGGAGCUGUGAGGCCUGGCUGCCUAGUACUUGGCCCUUCUUCCCCAGUGGGCAGCGUGGAGCAGAGAGGAGCCCAGGGUAAAUGUGGUGCAGAGAUAGAAGAGCUUGCCGAGAUGUGAGCGCCCUGGGUGUAGGUGCUUAACUUUCAUUUUGAAGAUGAGGAAAUGAAGUCACUUGCCCCAGAGAACAUAUCUAGUGAGUGUUGGGGCUUGGAUUUGAAACCACUCCCAUGUGACUCCAAAGCUGGUCUCUUUGCUCUCCUUUCCCUCUCCGCUAACACAGAGGAGGGGACCUGGCUGGGGAGAGAGCUGUCUGGCAGCUGGUUUCCCGAGGCAGUGGGGGUGACUUUCCCAUGGGGCUCUCCAAGCAUCAGCAUUUGUGGAGGCAGGAAGAUGGGAGGGGGCCCUCCUGAGCAGAGUCUGCCCGGAGCCCAGGGAAGGUGUCAGCUCGCUUGUCUCCGCCAUCGCUCUGAUUAUGAAACAGCCUCGGGCAGAGCCCUGCUGAGACACAGGCUCACUCACUGUCAGGGUGGAAGCUCUUAGCUCUCUUCCAGAAACUGAGGCCUGGGAGUGGAAGGGGCUGGUCCAAGCAGUACAGCUGGGGAUGGGGAUGGGGCUGGGGCUGGAACCCGACCUCCUGAUCCCGGCCUGUGCUCUAACCGAGCAACCACAAGUUUUCCCUCUGACUCAGCCGCAGGAAGAAGGGAAAGGAGUCGGGUGCUGUGCCCGGGAGGUGCUAGUCCCUCAGGGGCCCCUGUAUCGCGUGGCUGGCACAGCCAUCUCCAUCUCCUGCAAUGUCACUGGCUACGAGGGCCCUGCCCAGCAGGACUUCGAGUGGUUCCUGUACAGGCCUGAGGCCCCAGAGGCUGCCCUGGGCAUUGUCAGUACCAGGGAUACCCGAUUCUCCUAUGCUGUGUUUGGGCCCCGAGUGGCAGCUGGUGAGGUACAGGUGCAGCGACUGCAGGGUGAUGCCGUGGUGCUCAAGAUUGCCCGCCUGCAGGCCCAGGAUGCUGGCAUUUACGAGUGCUACACACCCUCCACUGAUGCCCACUACCUGGGCAGCUACAGCGGCAAAGUGGAACUGAGAGUUCUUCCAGAUAUGCUGCAGGUGUCUGCUGCCCCCCCAGGGCCCCGGGGCCGUCAGGCCCCAGCUUCACCCCCUCGCCUGAUGGUGCACGAGGGGCAGGAGCUGGCACUGGGCUGCCUGGCACGGACGAGCACGGAGAAGCACACACACCUGGCCGUGUCCUUUGGGCGAGCUGUGCCCGAGGCGCCAGUGGGGCGAGCAACUCUGCAGGAAGUGGUGGGACUCCGGCCCGACAUGGCCGUGGAGGCCGGAGCUCCCUAUGCUGAGCGGCUGGCGGCAGGGGAGCUGCGGCUGGGCAAGGAGGGGACUGAGCGCUACCACAUGGUGGUGGGGGGCGCCCAGGCGGACGACGCAGGCACCUACCACUGCACUGCCGCUGAGUGGAUUCAGGAUCCCGAUGGCAGCUGGGCCCAGAUUGCGGAGAAGAGGGCUGUCCUGGCCCAUGUGGACGUGCAGACGCUGUCCAGCCAGCUGGCAGUGACAGUGGGGCCUGGGGAACGUCGGAUCGGCCCAGGGGAGCCCUUGGAGCUGCUGUGCAAUGUAUCAGGGGCCCUGCCCCCAACGGGCCGUCAUGCCGCCUACUCCGUGGGCUGGGAGAUGGCACCUGCGGGGGCACCUGGGCCCGGCCGCCUGGUUGCCCAGCUGGACACGGAGGGUGUGGGCAGCCUGGGCCCUGGCUACGAGGGCCGGCACAUUGCCAUGGAGAAGGUGGCUUCCAGAACCUACCGGCUACGGCUGGAGGCUGCCCGGCCCGGGGAUGCGGGUACCUACCGCUGCCUCGCCAAGGCCUAUGUCCGAGGGUCUGGGGCCCGGCUUCGGGAAGCCGCCAGUGCCCGCUCCCGGCCCCUCCCCGUGCACGUGCGUGAGGAAGGUGUGGUGCUGGAGGCUGUGGCCUGGCUAGCGGGAGGCACAGUGUACCGCGGGGAGACGGCCUCCCUGCUCUGCAACAUCUCCGUGCGGGGCGGCCCUCCUGGGCUGCGGCUGGCUGCCAGCUGGUGGGUGGAGAGGCUGGAGGACGGGGAGCUGAGCUCUGCCCCUGCCCAGCUGGUGGGUGGCGUGGGCCAGGACGGUGUGGCAGAGCUGGGGGUCCGGCCCGGAGGAGGCCCCGUCAGCGUGGAGCUGGUGGGGCCCCGAAGCCAUCGGCUGAGACUGCACGGCUUGGGGCCCGAGGACGAAGGCGUGUACCACUGUGCCCCCAGCGCCUGGGUGCAGCACGCUGACUACAGCUGGUACCAGGCGGGCAGUGCCCGCUCAGGGCCUGUCACGGUCUACCCGUACACACAUGCCCUGGACACCCUGUUUGUGCCCCUGCUGGUGGGUGCAGGGCUUGCCCUAGCCAUCGGAGCCACCAUCCUGGGCUCCAUCACCUGCUGCUUCAUGAAGAGGCUGCAGAAACGGUGAUCCCUCACACCCCAGGUGUGACUAUCUUCCAGCCCAGCCGCAAGCCCGCCUCUGGUGUCUGAAUACCCUCUCCCUCUGCCUGCCCUUCCUUUAAUUUAUUUGACCUACUCCCACCCAGAGUGGGGGACACGGCCCCCAUGCCCCACUCCUUCCUUCCCAAGCUCCUCCCUCUGGCCUUCUGUUCAUGAUCUCAUACAUAGCCCAAAGGGAGGCCGUUCCCUGUCCUAGAAUUAGUUUUUCUAAAAUGUGAAUAAACUUGUUUUAUAAAA